CUCCAGCAGACUGUGCGGGAGAAGAUAGAGAGGAGAAGAAAGAGGAGAAGAGACUACACAGAUAAGACAGAAAAAGAGAAGCGAGGGAGUCACAGGCCAUGUUCAAGUGAGGAGAGAAAAGAGAAGAUAUGAGACUCGAGGAGAAGAGGACAGAAUGUGCACAGUCACCAAACAGAAAAGCUGAGGCAGCAGUCCAAUGGCACAAAUAUGACACCGAGUUAAUUACCUGGUGGAGAUGUAGCAAACACUCCUGACACAUUCAGAGGAAGGGACAACAUUAACUGCUGCUGACUCUGGGAUAAGGAAGAGGAAAAAGUGGACACAUGUUGGCUGUUUUUGUUGUUGUUUUUGGGUUUUUUUUAAUUAUCCUCAAAAAAAUGAGGAUGACUAAAUGACUAAGGGAAUCCACUGACGGGGCUCAGCACAAAGGUCCAUCUUAGGAAGCAAGUGGAUAAACUUCCAGACUUGAAGGCCUCUGAGGCCCAACCAGGAUGCCAGAACGAGUGUAUGACUUCCAGGGCCAGAGUUUUCACAAGCUGCGGCGGGCCUGCCUCCGUCGAGGAGCGCUCUUCAAGGAUCCUCUAUUCCCCGCCACAGACCAGUCCCUCUUUUACAAGAGACAGCCUCCACCGGGUCUGACCUGGAAGAGGCCGAGGGAGAUUUGUAAGGACCCCCGUCUGUUUGUCGAUGGCAUCAGCACUCGUGAUUUGCACCAAGGAAGUCUGGGUAACUGCUGGAUGGUGGCAGCCAUUUCCUGCCUGGCGUCUGAGCCAUCACUGUGGAAAAAGGUCAUCCCCGAUCAUUUGAAUCAGGAGUGGAAUCCAAAGCGUCCCGACUUGUAUGCAGGAAUUUUCCAUUUCAGGUUCUGGCGUCUCGGUCGCUGGAUGGAUGUUGUUGUAGAUGAUCGCCUGCCUGUCAGUGAGGAUGGAGUGCUGCUCUUCUGUCGUUCGGCAACACCACGAGAGUUCUGGAGCGCCCUGCUGGAAAAGGCCUACGCCAAACUUAACGGCUGCUACGAGGCCUUGGAGGGAGGGAACACUGCAGAGGCCCUGAUCGACUUCACUGGUGGAGUUUCAGAGCCGCUCAGUCUGGAUCGUGAGGCUCUAAGACUUCACAGUGACCAGAGGAGGGCGCUCUUCCAGACUUUAACCAAGGUCCAUGAAUGUAAAUCACUCAUCACUUGCUCCAUACGGCCUGCAGAGGGGGAGACCGUGGAGUCAGUGCUGGAGUGUGGGCUCGUGCGAGGACACGCCUACGGGAUCACGGCAGUGAGGAAGGUGAGGUUGGGGGAGAAGGUACUGAAGAGAGGCGGGACAUCCAGACUCUUUAUGGUCCGCAUGAGGAACCCGUGGGGGACCACAGAUUGGACCGGUGCCUGGAGUCAGAGGUCAGAGCAGUGGCAGCAACUGAGUCGUGCAGAGAGGGACAAGAUGGGGCUCGUUGUUCGUGAUGUCGGGGAGUUUUGGAUGGAUUUCGAGGACUUCUGUCAACACUUUACAGACGUGGUGGUGUGCAGACUGGUGGAGAGGACUCUGCUGUGGCCGAGAUCUCGCUGGAGAGAAGUGAGCUGCUACGGGGAGUGGGUUCUACCUCCCCCCACCCAUGGAGCACCUCCACCCACUGUGCUCCAGAGUAACCCUACACUGACUCUGAGUAAGAGCAGCAAUGGGCCUGGAGGGACCAAGCAGCGUGGGAACAGAAAGGAGGAUCGACUCGGUGAGAGUCAACAGGAAGGAAGGAAAAGAGGAAGAAGCAAGCCUGAUGUGAGCAAAGUGACAGCAGAAAAGGGUGGUGGGAAGGUGAAUGGAGUAUGGAAGGUGGAGUUGGAUAAGAGGAGCCGGUGUGGUGGAUGUAUCAAUCACAGGGACACCUUCCUGCACAAUCCACAGUUCAUGUUUGAGGUGCGAGCCAAAGAGGAGGAGGUGCUGAUCUGUCUGCAGCAGGAGGACAGGAGGAUGUGGAGGAAAAAUGGAAAAGGAGAAAACCUGCCUAUUGGCUUUGAGGUGUUGAAGGUGGAGGUGAACCGCUGCAGUCGGGUGCAGUGCGUGGUGGAGCAGGCGGCCAGCUCCAUCUACAUGGAUUCCCGGAGUGUGACACUGAGGGGAACUCUGACUCUGGGACGUUAUGUUGUGCUGCCCACCACCUUCCUGCCGGGCGUCACUGGAUGCUUCCUGCUUCGCCUCUUCGCCCACUCUCGUAUCAGACUCAGGGAACUGAGGGAGGACUUACCGUCUCCCUCUGUGCUCCACUGUUUUCUACCUCAGCCCACAGUGGUAACCACAGUUUAUCUACACAGGGGGUCAGGACUCAACCCUCCCAAACAAACAGCCCCCGAUGUUUACGCUGUAGUGAGAUGUGAGAAUGACAACGUCAGGACGCGGGUGUUCAAGGAGAGCAGAAACCCUGAAUUCAACCUGAGAACCAUCUUCUACAGGAGAUACCCCAACACAGACAUCUCUGUUGAGAUAUACAGCAGAGGUCUGCUGUGGGACUCGCUUCUCGGUGAGACUCGACUCCAGACGGCCGAGUCUGAGAGGAGUCGAAGCCUCGUGAUGAAUCUGCGAGGCAGACGGUCUCGUUCAGGGCUCAGAGGUUGCGUCUAUCUUGAGACGUCUUCCAGCGUGUGCCUCACAGACUUGUGACAGUCUGGCUGCCCUGGCAAACACUGCCCUCUCAGGUAGAAGCUGAUGAGCAAAUAAAGGUGCUGUAGGUUUUUGGGGUUUUUGACCUGUUGUAUUUUAAACCACAGUGAGCUGCUUGGUCUCUUGCACUUUGCUGUGGGACUUUAAUAAUUAGGUUAUUAAUGUACUGACAGAUGCUCUGUGGUGAUCUACUGCUCAGUUAUGCAGGCACAAACACAGCAGUUCAACAAGAACAGUGGGACUGCUGCCAAAACCAGUUUGUGUUAUUUUAAAAUAUGCAUUGUUAUGUGUUGUAUUUUUAUUGAUUUGUUAUUUAUUUUUUGUUUUAUUCAUUAAAAUGGUGAUGUUUGGCUCACAUUUGCAUUUCUCAUAAUUAAACUAUAAACACUGUGUAAGCCUGUUUUAUUUUAUCAUCACUCAGCAGACCUACUUGCCUUAAGUCAUUGAAAUGUCAGUCAGCUAAGAGCCAUAAUCUCUCCAGCAUGUCCUGUCUCUUUGCCGGCAUCUCCUUGUAGUUCUUUGCAUCUUCUUUUUAAAGAAUAAACCUAUAAAAUUUAAAUCAAAGUUUUAACAGCACUGCGCUCCUUUCUUUGUCAGUACAUAGUACAGGAUGAGUGCGUGUAAUUAAAUAAAUGGUGACAUCACUGGGAGCCAUAAGGGUGAGUCAUUUUUAACAGCACUUUUUUCUCAUUGGACUCAAGUCUGUCUUGUAGCAUUUGUCACAGUUCUGGGUCAUUUGGACCCAGCAUUUUGAGUUUCUUGUAUUUUGGUAUUGUUUUCCUGUGCUUUCCUCCUGUCUCCACUUCCCAAAUCACUCCGCUGUGUAUUUUAGUCCUUUGUCAUUCAUUGCUUGCUAUCGCGUCAUACACAAUGUCUCCAUGCUGUGUUCUCCCUUUGUGUCCUGAGCAUUGCCUGGCUCGAGUUUCUUAGUUUCUAGGGUCC
Molecule: messenger RNA, 3584 nt
Organism: Maylandia zebra (zebra mbuna)
Lineage: Eukaryota; Metazoa; Chordata; Actinopteri; Cichliformes; Cichlidae
Product: calpain-5
Biological process (GO): proteolysis
Cellular component (GO): cytoplasm
Molecular function (GO): calcium-dependent cysteine-type endopeptidase activity
Source: RefSeq, a predicted model, not a curated record